AUGGAUCAAAGUAAUACAAAAGAAGUACACUUAAAUUCAAAAGGAUUAGAUUAGUUUCCUAUAAUUCUUUAAGUACGUUAUUUGAACUUAAGUAACAAUAAUAUAAAGAUGAUUCCUAAUAAAAUAGUUGAGUUAUAAUAAUUGGAGAUAUUAAUAUUGAAUCAUAAUUAUAUAAGUGCUUUUCCAAAGGUUUAGAUGCCAAGAUUACACACUUUAGAAAUUGCAAAUAAUGAAUUAAAAACAACUGACUUUUCAAAUUUGAGUUUAGUGUGUUUGGAUAUUCAACAGAACCAAUUUGAAAUUUAUCAACAUUUAUCUUCUAUUCAAUAAUUAAAUAUGAGUUGGUUUUUAUUGAUUGAUAUGGAUAGUAAGCAAUAAAAUUUGUUAAGAAAUACAAUAGGUUAAUUGUUGAGAAAUCAUAGGGAAUUUAAUUUUACACAUUUUGUAAAUGUAUUUUCAUCAUUUACAAAUACAGUGUUAAUAAAAGCAAUUUAAUAUGAUGAAAGAAGUGUGAUACCUUCUAUUUGUAUAUAUCAUCCAGAAUAUUUGAUGAGAAUGUACCAUCCUUAACCUAUUAUAUUGGCAGGAAAAUUAAAUAUUAAGUAUAUUAUUUUAUGAUAUUUAUAGAAUCUUUAAGAUUUUAUUGGAUCAUAUUGAUCCAUGUUCUAAAUUAAUAAGAUUUGUAUUUUUAUGGGCAUGUAGUAAAUUGGAAGUAGAGAUGGUAGAAUAUAUGAUAGAGAAAUAAAUAUUUGGAGUUUGGGAAGAGAAAAUGCUUGUGAUUAGUUAGAAUGUAGGAACACCUAUGAAAGGUGUUAAUGGAGAUACACCAUUACAUUUUGUAUUGAGAAAACAUUGUAGAAAUUAGAAUGAAUAUGAGAAUUAAUCUAAAUUAAUUCAAAUUUUGAUGAGAUACCAAAAUCCUAAUCAAAAAAAUAGUCAGAAAGUAGCCCCUAUCCAUGAGAUUUUGCAGGUGCCAUCAAUUCGAGUAAGAUCAAGUAUUUUAAACAGAGUUUCUAAUCAUGCAGUGAGGAGUACUUUGAUUACAACAAGAAAAUGGGAAGGCAAAAGGAUUCCUUAAUGCACCAAGCGGCAUCUCUAGGAUACGUCUAGGCAUUGUAAUAUUUAAGUGGUAAGGUCAAUAUCUUUAGUGUGAACAGACAAAAUAAGACUCCUAAGUAAAAGUGUUCACCAUCUGUGCUUAUACUUAAAUAUGCAAGAAAAUUAGAAUUAUAAGAUUUAAUAGCUAAUUUAAUAUUGGUUCAAUAACAUUUAUCAGUUUCUGUAAGAAAUUUUCAUGCAGAUUUUCAUAUUCAAAUAAAUGGAGAAGAUGAUCUAUAUUAAUUAUUCUUUAAAGAUAUGAUACUUUAAGAUAAAUUGAUUGUAGUAAUACUACUAAAUAUGUUAUAAUUCAAAUAACUUUAUAAUUUGAAAUUUACAUCAUAAAGAGUUAUUAAACCAAUAUAAUAUAUCAAUAAUUGUCAACAUAAUUUCAAACCAGAUAUUAAAUAAUUUAAAUCUCUUCUUUCAGAUUAAUUAUCAGCUAAUAAGAGAAUGAUUUAAAAUCCAAUUAAAUAAUAAGAAGUUAUAAUCAAAAAUUCAAUAAAAUCAUCAAGCAUUUGUUUAGAUUAAAUUGAAGAUACAAGUCAUGAUUUAUAUGAUAUAAUGAUACUUUAUUAAAUGAUAGGAAUAAAUGGAGAUUUAUCUAAUAGAACUGUACUUUUAGAUUAUGAAGAUUUCUAGUAAAAAUAAUUUAGAAAAACAUGUUUUCAAUAGAAAAUUAAUAAAAAUUAUUUUACUGGACGUCAAUAAAGUCCAUUACCAGUUAGAUACAAUUAUGAUAACUAUAUCACUUAUAGAAAGAUUAAAUCUAAUAAUAAUUAUGUUAAAGAAGUAAGAGAAUACAGUCAUAGUGCCAAUUAGAUUGAAAGAAGAAGAAUUCUAUGA
Paramecium pentaurelia is the source of this 1944-nucleotide messenger RNA. Lineage: Eukaryota; Ciliophora; Oligohymenophorea; Peniculida; Parameciidae. The record is from the annotation of a GenBank genome assembly.